Micropterus dolomieu (smallmouth bass) is the source of this 5668-nucleotide messenger RNA. Its product is annotated as ankyrin repeat and SAM domain-containing protein 1A-like. Bases 672 to 4145 code for a protein of 1157 amino acids. Gene Ontology annotation, cellular component: cytosol. The record is from RefSeq and is a predicted model, not a curated record. Gene Ontology annotation, molecular function: protein binding. The transcript is spliced from 28 exons. Lineage: Eukaryota; Metazoa; Chordata; Actinopteri; Centrarchiformes; Centrarchidae.
AUCUGUAGGUUUUGCUCUGGAUGGUAAAUCUUCAGUGUCCUCUGAUUUAGGAUGUUCCUCGUUAGCAGAAGUUGUUCUCUCUGGUGUACUCUCAGGCUUGAUCCGUGCAGGGUCAGCCAUAAUCACUCAGUCCUUCUGGCUGGCCGACAGCUUGAGAUUCUGCAACAUUAACAAGCCAGUUGUUCAGUUAGUGACCGGCUUGGCUAACGUUAGCAGGCGUUAGAGAAGACUAUACGGAUUGUAGCCCAGGCGCCAUCUUGCUUUUGCCCAUCCACCUCCUCUCUCAAGCAGCUAGGGCGGGGGCGCUAGGUGUCGCGUGUGUCUGAAAGGUUUUGGAUUGGAGACGCCGAGAGAAAGGGCAGUUUCGAGGAAGUGACGGACGAAGCUCAGGGGACUGGUCAGAGGAAGUUUGCUCGAUGGUGGUACCGUGCUGCUGAACGAAACUUUUGCCCCUUGAGCGCCAGCGGCACCGUGGAUCGGGACGGACGAACCCAGCGGCGGAGGGGAGCUUUUGUUUCCUCGCCACCCGAGCAGUACUGAGGAGUAACUUGAGGUUUGGGAAGGGGAAAAAACAGGGGAUCGCAGAGGAAUUUCUCUCCCGCAGUAGCCAAGCCCCCCUUUUUUUUCUGCUCUUGCCCGCGCCUCCUCCGAUUUUCUUUCUGGGAUCCGCGAUGGGGAAGGAGCAGGAACUUCUUGAAGCGGCGCGGACGGGAAACCUGGCCGCAGUGGAGAAGCUUUUAUCCGGGAAGCGACAGUCCGCUGGCACCGGCAGCGGGUCAUCCGGGACCGGUGGAAGCGGCAACAGCGGCGGGCACGGCGCCUCCUCUCACCCGCUAUCCAGUCUGCUCAGUAUCUGGAGAGGCCCCAAUGUGAAUUGUGUGGACAGCACUGGAUACUCUCCUCUUCACCACGCUGCCCUUAAUGGACACAGCGAGGUGGUGGAGGUGCUGCUACGAAACGAGGCCUUGACCAACAUCGCUGACAACAAGGGCUGCUACCCUCUGCAUCUGGCUGCGUGGAAGGGAGAUGAACAUAUCGUCAAACUGCUCAUUCACCAAGGACCUUCACACCCCAAACUCAAUGAGCAGAGCUCUGUAAGCCAUAAAGAGUUCAAACGCUGUGGGCCCUUUGACCCCUAUAUUAAUGCCAAGAAUAAUGACAAUGAGACACCGCUGCACUGUGCCGCCCAGUAUGGCCACUCCCAGGUGGUGCGGCUGCUGCUGGAGGAGCUGACAGACCCCACCAUGAGGAACAACAAGUUUGAGACUCCACUGGACCUGGCUGCACUGUACGGCCGACUGGAGGUAGUCAAGCUGCUGCUCGUCGCCCACCCCAACCUGCUCAGCUGUAACACCAAGAAACACACUCCGCUGCAUCUGGCCUCUCGGAACGGACACCUCUCUGUGGUGGAGGUGCUGCUGGACGCUGGCAUGGACAUCAACUAUGAGACGGAAAAAGGCAGUGCCCUCCAUGAAGCAGCGUUGUUUGGGAAGACAGAUGUGGUACAGAAACUUCUCAGUGCAGGUAUCGACGUGAACAUCGUUGACCAGAAGGGCCUGACAGCGCUGGACACUGUCAAGGACAUGCCCUCCCAGAAGAGCAGAGCAAUAGCUGCUCUCAUCCUAGGUCACAUGACUGGAAAACCCCCUGACACUGACCUCCCCCCACCACCAAUCCCUCCGCCCCAGGAGAGUCCCAGCCCGCGGAAAAAGGGUGAUCUGGAGAAGGUGAGUGAGUUGAUCUCGGGGCUGGCCCCGGGGCCUGAGGAAGAGAGCCCGUACGAGGCUCUGUUUGAAGCCACCUCAUGCCACUCUCUGGACAGCCUCGCCAGCGGCAAGUCCUCUGACAGGGACUCUGGUCGGCCAGAUAGUGAAGCUGGAAAGAAAGAUCGCCUGGUCCACUCAUCACAUCCUGGCCCUGGUCAUGACGAAGAGGCCCUGUAUACUAAUAGCAGUAUUGACGAGAGAGGCAAGCCGGUGGAGGAGGAAGAGGAUCACACAUAUGAGUUGUUGCUGACUGCACAGACCAAAGUCCCACCGCCUAGCCAGGAGUCUCGGUCCAAUAAAGUCGAGAACACCACUAUUCAGUCUUCCAACAGUGUCCUACCUCAGCGUAAACCCACUGCCCCAAACGACCUCAGAGCCCCAAGCAAGACGAGAGACUCCCUGCAACCUCCUGGCCGGGUGGGCCCUCGGGCACCUGGAGAUAACUCGCAGAUCAGCCAGGAUCAGGGAGCAGGUGUGCCGGAGCAGUUCACUGGCCUUUUGCACGGAUCCUCCCCUGUCUUCGACUGCCGUGAGGAGCCCUUCAAACUUCCGGGUGUUCAGCCAUCCAGCCAGGGCCAACCAGACCCAAGAAAAAUUCCCAAAGUAAAAGCGGAAGUAGCAGCACCUUCACCGCCACCUGCACCUGCACCGCCACCUAGCCGUCCCAGUAUGGCUGCCAUCCUGACAGACUGCGAUCCAAAAGCAAUUUAUGCAACUGUGAACAAGGAGCCCAGAGACUCAGGGGCUGGGGCAGUGUCUGCCGUUAGGAUGCGCCCUCCUGGGGACCUGAAGCUGGCACGCAGCCUCUCAAAGUCUGACUCUGACUUGCUCGUGUCGCCUCCUAGUGAGGAGGAAGGAGGACUGGGAAACCGUAGCGAGUCUGUUUCUAACUGUAGCACUGACAAGAAGAGGCUUGAGAAAUCUCCCUCUUUCACCUCAGAAUGGGACGAGAUCGAGAAGAUCAUGACACUGAUUGGCGCUGGCAUUGAUUUUUCCCGAGAUCAGCAAUAUGCUACACCAGCAGGUGCUGCAGGCCGGCUGCUGGACCAGCCUGUGGGAGACUGGCUGGAGCACGUGGGGCUGCCGCAGUACGAGAGCAAACUACUCCUGAAUGGUUUUGAUGACCUGCACUACAUGGGGAGCAAUGUAAUGGAGGACCAGGACCUGAGAGAGAUUGGGAUCACAGACCCAAGUCACAGAAAGAAGAUUUUGCAUGCAGCACGUUCGUUACCCAAGGUGAAAGCGCUGGGCUGUGACGGCAGCAGCUCCCUGUCCUCUUGGCUGGAGAAUCUGGGCCUACAAGAGUACUUGCACAACUUCCUGGCCAGCGGCUACCGCUCUCUGGACUGUGUCAAAAACCUGUGGGAACUGGAGAUUGUCAAUGUGCUAAAGAUCUCCCUACUUGGACACAGGAAACGCAUCAUUGCUUCCUUAGCGGAGAGGCCCUAUGAGGAACCUCCAGUCAAGCCUCCUCGUUUGUCUCAGAUCAGGUGCCAAGACCUGCCAGGAUCCCAGACCUCGUCUCCCCUCAGUCAGAUAGAAUCCUACACGGGACGCUCAAUGGACCCUCUGCUGCCAGUGGGAGAGCCGGGGAGGAAAAAAGUGCCAGAUGCUGAUUAUGACGUUACCCAAAGAUAUCGUAGUGAACGACACAAAUCACAUGAACGGUAUGAAGAACGGCAUCGAGAGCCCCGUCUGACCCUGCGGCCGCCUAGUCUGGCAGCACCAUACGCCCCAGUCCAGAACUGGCAUCACCAACCUGAGAAACUCAUCUUUGAAUCCUGCGCCUACGAAGCCAAUUAUCUCGGUUCCAUGCUUAUUAAGGAUCUACGGGGUACUGAGUCAACGCAGGACGCCUGUGCCAAAAUGCGGAGGUCAACAGAACAAAUGAGAAAAGUCCCUUCCAUCGUCCUCUCGAUCACCUACAAGGGUGUGAAGUUCAUUGAUGCAGCCAAUAAGAACAUCAUCGCAGAGCAUGAGAUCCGAAAUAUUUCGUGUGCAGCCCAGGACCCAGAGGACUUGUGCACAUUUGCCUACAUCACCAAGGACCUGCAGACCAGCCACCACUACUGCCACGUGUUCAGCACAGUAGACGUGAACCUGACCUAUGAGAUUAUACUGACACUUGGCCAGGCGUUUGAGGUAGCCUACCAGCUGGCUCUCCAGGCCCAGAGGACCAAACAGCACCAGAACCUCCCAGUGGGAUCCGGUGCAGAGGUUGUUGAGACCAAGUCAAGUCGACCUGUACCCAAACCACGAGGCAGUGUAAGGAAGUCAGGGGGGGACACAGUGGAGCAGGAGGGGGAUUCUCAGUCCCAGGGCAGUGCCAUGUGGCUCGGGGACCCCAAGGAAUCCAAGCGCACUAUCAGUACUAACUGAACAAUGGUGGCCACUCCCCAGCCUGUAAGAAAGGACAGAAAUGAGCCCUGUUGCAUGGUGGGGUGAGAUAUUUUUGUAAGAAAAGUGACCCACUUCCCAUGCGGGAGAUCGCGCCACCAGUUUUGGAUCGUGCUCACCACAGUAACACACGGGCCUGGAGACAAACGGACGCAAAGCUUUGAGCACUGCAAGGCCCACCAGUUCUGACCUCACCGACUUCAUCACUCCACAUGCACACACCCGCCUCCAUUUAGCUUCCUGUCCUUCAGAAAGUGAUGGUUGUGCCAGUCAGAUGUAUUUAAUAUGCUUUAUGGGUUUCCUGUGGAAUGAAUUGUUGCCUGCUGACACCUAUCAGGCCUCCCUCACAGAGAGUUAGUGUUUACUCUUUCAGGGAAUGUACCUGCAAUGUUUCCAUGCAGAACUUGUAGUUAAAGGGGAAGUGGCUAAGAUAAGGAACUUUAUUGGGGGUUUUUUUUGUUGUUGUAAUACAAAGGUACAUCAGGCAGAGACCCUCACACUGUAGGUACACAUCCCUUACUGGAUUUUUCGUCCUGUAUCCACACAUUUUAGCUUCUCAUCUACAGCAUACAUAUAUAACUGUGAUAUACAAUGUAAUCUUGCACGGGAGGAACCAAACUCAAAGGGCAGAACUGACACUACAAAGACUGUUUUAUAAGAAUAAUAUAAGAUGGGGUGGCUCUUAUCUGAAAGUUUUCUCUCUUUUAUGUUGUCUGUUUUAAUUGUAGAACAGUUACAUGUCCUAAUGCUGGAACUGGAUCAGGUGUGGUUCACUGCAGUUCUCUCUCUCUCUUGCUCCCUCCCUGUUCCUUUGUUCAGUUAAUCAAGACAAGAUUAUUCACCAAACCUGCCAUGCAGGCUGGUAUGUAUUUAAAAUUCAACUGGAAAACAGAACAACAGGGCACAGCAUGUUUCUCUUAGCUAACUCCCAGUAUGUUGACUGUUAAUGGUACUGCUCGGUCAGCCAAUGUGUAUAUGAGUACAUAGUCAGGUUGUUUUGGUUUAACUGUUGUAUAUGUGGUACGUUGUCAGGCCAGUACGAUAACUCUAUGGUACACUGUCUUCAGCUCGCUGGCGUCGGCACCUUCAGCCAUCAGCCCGGUCCCGUUCUGCUUUUGCACAUUGCUAUGGAUCAGGAGAGAUAUUUUGGGACUAAUCUGAUGACAAUGAUGAGAAUGAUAUUGUACAUGAAUCUAGCUGUCUGUAUUUUGAUACUUGAAUGAUUUUUGCUUUUAUAUAUAUCUCUAUAUAUAUAUGUAUAUGUAUGUAUGUACGUAUGUAAUUUUUGACGUUGUCAAAAGAGAGAAAAGGACUAUGUCUUAUAAAGUUAAACAUAUCGUGAAUAAACACCCUGUGAUUUAAAAAAAAUAAAAUAAAAGGCUGAGAAAAUAAUGACUCAGAAGAGGACCUCACUUCAGAAAAAAAGAUUGUAAAUAAUCUUGGGCUUCCAGUCUUUUUUAUGAUUAUUUUUCAUAAUUGUACAACUAAUAAAUGGCGCAAUUAGA